Molecule: messenger RNA, 3531 nt
Organism: Ectocarpus sp. CCAP 1310/34
Lineage: Eukaryota; Phaeophyceae; Ectocarpales; Ectocarpaceae
Source: the annotation of a GenBank genome assembly
AUGGGCGUCACGACGACCGCAACGGCCUCGAGCAGCGGCAGCAGCUCGCACCAUUCGGAAUCGGCGGCGGCGGCGGCUUCUUCUUGGGCGGCAAGGGAUGGCCGACAGCGGCACCCUCCACCACUUGCGGCUGGCAGCAGGAACGGUGUUAGGCAGAGCAGUAGCAGUAGUAUCGAAGCAGAAGCAUCUCCCGCACCUUCUUCAACGGACCAACAAAGUGUUGAUAUCCGGAGCAGUAGCGGGACAUCCAGCGGAGGCGGCAGCAGCGGCGGCGGCGGCGGCGGCAGCACCAACGGUGACAGCCGAGAAAAGAGCAUGGAUGGCGAUUUGAUAGGUGACGAGACUGCCGCACUGGCGGCAAGGACAAGAGAAGGUUCCGGGGUAGCGGCGGCGGCCUCGGCGGCGGCGGCGACGGAGAAUUCGUCACCUCCGUUACCGGUGGCAGCUCCGUCGGAGGGUGUGGUGAUCAGGAUACUCAUCUCUGGGGCGCACGCGUCUUUCCUGCACAUGAGGGUGUUCCCUUCGACGACUGCUGGGCAGGUUUGCCGCAAGAUCGGGGAGAAGCUCCGGCAGCUGCCAGCUGAGCAGAACGAGUACGUCCUCAUUGCCAUCUACGCCCGCCCAUCGAGGAACGUGAGCGACACGGGCGGCGGGAGCAAUGGACCUGGCCAUAGACAUUCAGCGGGGGUUGCUGACCGUGGCGCGGCGGUGGGGGGCGACGAGGUUGACAACGACGGUGCUGGCUACACCGCUGGUGGUGUUAGGGACGAGCAUGAGCUGCGGCACGAUGGGAGGAGAAGGAGGAGAGGGGAAGAAGAGCAUCAAAGCAGCAUUAGACAUAUCCUCCAUACCUUUCGGUCGGAGGAGCGCCUUGGGGAGGUGCGAUUGGGCCUUCCCGAGCCAAAUAGUGCAGGGAGGCCACAAAAUCCAGCUAACAGCCACGAUCGCGGCGCCAGAGGCGAUGCGGAUGGCCCAGACCGAGGUAGGACCGACAGCUUUUCGACGUGGACGACGGCUGCCAGCCCCGCUGCCGGCGGUGCUGCUGAUAUCGACGCUGCCCUCCGGGCGCAAGGAACAAUCGACAACGGUGGCGGCGGCAGGCGUGUGGACGAGGAGGGGGCGGCGGGAAAGCUUGGGGGGAGCGGAGCGGGUGCCCGCGGUGGCAGGGCAGAGCAACCUGCCUUGAUGUGGAGAUCGCGCUGGAUUUACAGAGAGCGGACAGCGCCGGCGCUCGACCCCGACGAGCUUCAGGUGGAGGUGUCGGGUUCGGACACCUCGGAGGACGAAAGAAGGGCCGGGUGGAUAGACCUGCGGGGACUCGGACAGGGGCACUACUGCGGGUACCUCCAGAAGAAGAGCAGGAGUGACCCCAACCUGUGGCGACGACGGUGGUGCAUUUUGGCGGAUGACCGCUUGUGGCUCCUCCGCAGCAAGAGCGAGCAGUCGGGAAGGCGGAGGGGCGGGGGCGGGCGUAGCCACAGCUUCUCCUUGGCCCUGGUGCCUUCCGUCGCUCGCGCAGUUAAUCAUCCCACGGCGCCCAGCCACUGCUUCGAGCUGCACUCGCACAACCGGGUCCACACGUUUCGAGCGGAGAGCCGAGCGAAGCAAGUGGCGUGGGUCGGCACGUUGCAGCGGCACGCAAGGCAGGCGGCGGAGGACUCGUACAUGUCCGUGGCGGAGCACAUGGUGUGCGAUGAGGAGUACGCGAGGUGCCGCCGGCUGAACGUCGCCCUCUCCUCCGCGCUGGGAAGCCGAACGUGCGACACCCUGGAAGCCGAGUUCUACUCCUCCCACGUUGCCGACAGACCGGUGGCUGGGAGAUGCAGCAGCGGCGGCGGCAGCGUGGGGGGUGGUUGGUUGCCCCUGCCGCACCCGACCCCGCUGCCGAGGACGUCGGGACUGUUCCGAAGACUGCCGCAGGGGCCGGGGCCACCGCCGCCGCCUAAUUCCGCGAGUGCUGCUGCCUGUGCGGUGAGAGCCACUCCUGGCCUCGUUUCUGGUUCUCAGUCACCGCUACCGACGCCACGACCACCGCCUCCGCCACCGUUGGCGAGGUCGGCGGAUGGGGGAGCGACGGCAUCUUCAGCCCGUGGGGCGGCAGGGGGGGGGGCGACGAUCGAUUCCGCGGAGCGCCCGUGGCUGGCGGCCUCGGAGGUCAGGCGAGCAAUGCGCUUCUGUAUGAAGGUGCAUAGGUAUCGGGAGAUCUGCCGACCUGGAUCAUGCGUUGCGUUUCGAAAGAGGUGGGCGUACGCAGCCGAUGCCUUGGAAGAGCUCUGUCCAGGGGCGUCCACCACGGCCGCCGCCGACCUCUCGCGCCACUGGAAUCCCCCUCCGCCUCUGGCCGCGGUGGAGGCGGUGUCACUGCCGGCCUUGGGAGCAGGCGGGGAGAGCGCGGGGGACGACGUGCCUUAUGGGCGAGACGAGAGCGGCAUCGAGGCCGCGGGACCGCGUUCUGGGUUUGAUGCUGCAGCCGCGGCGACUGCCAACGAUAACCGGGACGAAAAAAGCCCAUCCGGCAUACGAUCCGAGGCACCGGCGACGUCGCCGCGGGGAGACCAACGGGCGGCAGCGGUGACAAGUGGGCCAUCGUCGACUAGCGCAGCUACAAGCGGCGAAGCCUGUUCGGCUUCCCUCCGGACCACGGCCGUUUUCGCUUCGCCGCGGAAAGUUGACGGGGAGGGCAGACCAACCAACCUGUCUGGGUUGUCGCCUCCACCGACAGCGGCAGCCGUGUCCGCAUCCACCCUCCCGGUGGCAGAGGCCGUAGCGUUGCCCACCGACGACCGAACAUCGCCGACCCUGCUGACGGCGGCGGCGGCGGCGGCAACAACAACAGCGGCGACAGAGCUCGUCCCGCGGCCGUCGCAGUCCUCAACGCACCAGCAUGCUCUGUCGCUGGUCGCCGCCUGCUCGCAAGAAACCGUGGUCGGGGUGGCCCGUGACCUGCGGGAGUACGUGGAGGCCGUGACCAGGUCGCGUGCUUCGCGAGCGGCGAAAGGCGGAGGCGGAGGCGACGGCGCCGGCGGUGGCAAGGGCGCUGGUCCCGGCGGCGCGCUAGGAACGGGGGCGGGGGCAGCGGGCGAGAACGGUUUGCAGGAACCCCCGGCGGAAUGCCUGUUCGACGCCCUCCUGGACCAGGUCUUGCAAGCCCUGGGGGAUGCAUAGCAAGCGGGACAUGUGGAAUCCGCGCGGUGUUUGAUUGAGCGCGCGGGUAGGUUUGCGCUCGGGAGCGACGCGUCAUCCGCACGUCUCAAAGGAUAGUUUUGUAGGCGUGGUAAUUUUGUCCCAGCUGUGGUCUGUUGUAGUGUUUGCGUCGGCCCUGUUGCCCGUUUGGUAGCUGGAAGGGCUCCUGAUGCUCAGCAACGGGCAUAGCUAGCUGUGCGUCGCACAGGCAAACGCUGGUAAUUUCCCCGCUCAAAGAAGUAGUUCAACUCUUUGGGCCUGCCACUCCAGGACGGAAGGAAACAGCUCUUUGGUCUUCUUGAGUAUUUUUUCUUUCUUUUUUGUUAUUCUCCCAUCAUUGGACUCUGU